Molecule: messenger RNA, 1281 nt
Organism: Neospora caninum
Lineage: Eukaryota; Apicomplexa; Conoidasida; Eucoccidiorida; Sarcocystidae
Exons: 1
Coding region: 1-1281 (426 amino acids)
Source: RefSeq, a predicted model, not a curated record
AUGGUUUCCCGGAGGUUUCCGCUCUGGAGUUGGUGCGGGUUUUUGCUCCUCGGCUCCGGGGCGAUCUUCCUCUUCUUCUUAGGUCUUUUGUUUCUGUGCGCCGCGGACACGUUUCCGCUGCCUGCCGAGACGAAGCGGACGGCGUGUGCGGCCUCGCUGGCCGCGGCGUUCGUCAACCUCGCCCUCCUCUGUCUUCUCGCCUUUCUGCUCUCGAAGCCCAAAGGCUGGAUCCGCGAGCGCCUGAGCGCGCACACCGCCGGCAGGUCUCUCCUCCGUUUCUUCGACGAUUUCUCUGCGCGUUUGCUGCUCCGAGGGCGAGAAGGCGGGCGCAGAAGACGCGGCGACGAGGAAGAGGAACGCGACAGGCGUGACCGGGAAGAAGAACGCGACAGCGAGCGAGGGCGACACUCCGCCUUCCACCGCGAGGCCAGCCAAUACACCUUCUCGCGCCUGAAUCGAAAGCGCGACUUCCUGCGCGACGAACUGGACACGGAAGUGGACAAAAGGCCAGAGGUCGAACCAGGCUUCGUGCGCGACGCCCAAGAGGCAGCUGAGGCAGACGCAAAGACCCAGACCAUGCUCAGGCUCUUUGGGGCUGCACAGCUCCAGCACGCGGAACUGGGCGAGGCGGGAGACGCUAAGGCCUGCACGCGAGAAGCGUGGGAAGCGGAGCGAGGUGGAGGUGAUGUUCGAAAGGGAUCUCGCGGGGCAGAGACUGGGGAGAGAGGAGAGAAAGACGAGAGAAGCGUCCGCGUUGCGUCUUUCCUUGAGGGCGCACACUCGAGCGAUAUGGAGGAUCUCGACCUGCUGGCGUGCGAAGCGCCUUCCCCGGCCGCAUCGCCGACUUCGACUGCAGCCUCAAGUGAGGUGGAACCACCCCCCAAGUCUGUCGCUGUUCUCUCUUGGGACUUUCAUUCGUCUGGAAAAGAUGCAUGCGGCAGAACGCGAGAAGACUGGAACAGCGCUACGCUCUGUUCCUCUCUCUCGCCCGUCACCACGACCUCGGCCGCAACGGCCGAACGCGAUGUAGCCGUUGCACUUCCGUCCUCUCCUCUCAAUUCUCUAAGUUCUUCUCUCCCCUGUUCUCUCUCUUGUUCUUCACUCUCCGUCUCGUUCGCGGGAAGCGCGGUGCCGGGAGGCGCGGCGUCGGCAGCGAUCGCCCGAGACGGUUUUUCUCUCGCUUUCGACGGAGAGGCUGCGGGGUCUGAGGCUGCAGCGCGACGAAGUUUGUCCAAGCGAGAAGAGCGGAGAGUUGACUGCCCCGUCGUGAUGUUGGCGUGA